CUGGCUUUAACGUGAUAAACAAGAGCAAGAAAACAGUCUGACAAGAUGUGUGACAUUUGAGAAGUAUAACUACAGUUUUAAGACCAACACUAGCCGGUUUGUUCAGAAGGCUGUAUUCAAGACAGGCCAAGCACAUGGUGAAAGCUUUCCUAAUCAUCUGCGGAGAUCGCGAAUACAACGGGAACAUGUAACCCGAAGCGGGAUUUGGUUUCUAGCGACAACGAAUACAUAUCCAGAUCAUGUGCGACAUCUUUACACGGAACCGGAGGAUGAGAUUGGCGGCAGCUGUGCUGUUUCUGACAUGCCUGACUCACGUCAACAUGGAAGCAAACGAUUGUGGACGUCCUCCAGAAAAGCCCAACGCCAGUCAUAACGGCACAGCCGACACCUACCCACACCGCUCCCUGGUUCGUUACACUUGUGAGAGGGGUUUCUUUCAGAAAGGUUACCCUGGUGUCAUUUGUAACUUGGGAGCCUGGUAUGGACACCCAACGAUGCCCUUUUCAUGCACACUGGGAUCCUGUAAUUCCCCCGGUUUGAUCGACAAUGGCCAGAGAGACGGGUAUGUGUUUUCUGUUGGGGCCACAGUAAAGUACUUUUGUAACGAAGGAUACGAGAUGAAGGGCUCUGCCGUAAGAAUGUGCUUGGCAAGUACCUCGUGGUCCGGUAAAAAACCGUCGUGUGUCCCUAUUCGCUGUCCUCGCCUCACCGCGCCUAAAUAUGGUAAAGUCCAACCGGGCGGUCUUGAAUUUGGAGCUACAGCACGAGUCACGUGUGACGAGGGCUACCGUCUGAUUGGUCCAGAGACUAGAAGUUGCCAAGCUGACAAGACAUGGAGCGGAGAGAAUAACAGCUGUGAAGAAAUUACGUGCACGGUGCCGACGAUUGAAUCUGGCAGUGUGGACGUGGAGACACCCAUCAAGUAUGGUGAUAUUGCCAUAUUUAGGUGUGACGUCGGCAAGACUCUCUCCGGCAAGAAGAGUUCUUUCUGUGUGGGACAUAACGAAUGGUCUCAGACGUUUCCGAGAUGCAUUGAUACAUGUGAGGUACCCGAUGUGAUUAACGGCAAUGUGCGACAACUAGGCAAAGACUAUUACGGUUAUGUCGAAUAUACAGCUGUCUCCGAGGAUCGGGUCGAGAGUGGAGUGAGCCUUUAUGUCUCCUGUGAUUGGCCCCACAGCCUGAGUUGGAAAGCAAACACAAAUGACCGGAAAACGAAGAUUACUUGUGUUCAGGGCGUUUGGGACCGGAUACCAAAGUGCAAACCACAGUCGUGUCGACGGUUAAGUGCGUUGAGAAACGGAAAGAUGGAACAUGACGGUCUGGAACACGGGUCCCGAGUCCGAUAUUCCUGCGAUCUGGGUUACACUAUUUCCUCUUAUCGAAACAGAAUCUGUAAAUAUGGGAAAUGGACGGGACGUAAACCAUGGUGCAAGAAAAACUAUUGUCCCUAUCCAAAAGAUUUACCCCAAGGUAUGGAACUUAAGGAUUAUCCAACAGCUACAUGGUACGAGCACGACACUGUCCUGAGACUGGAGUGUAGUAAAGGAUAUAGAACUUCUCGUGACGAAGUCAACCUGGAUUUGACAUGUUACAACACUACGUGGACAAUCAGUGACGGCCUCCGAUGUGAAGAAGCGCCGUGUGUUUACGAAGUAGGCGAUACUGAGAAAAUUGUGUCUGGGGCGGCUAUGGCGGACGGUAGAUUUCAUCACAACUCCAAUAUAGAGAUACAAUGCAAGAAUGGCACAAAGUUUCAAUUGGAGAAUGGUGUCUCCAGAGCCACAUGUGAAUUCGGGGAAUGGAAGCCCAGAGUGCCCCUGUGUGAACCGGCUUCCUGUACACAAACACCCUCCCCGCUGAGACACGGAAUGACGCAACAUGACGGGCUGAAACACGGGUCCCGAAUCAAAUACUCCUGUGAUCUGGGCUACACUCUCUCCAAUCACCAACACAGAACCUGUGAAUUCGGAAAAUGGGGUGGACGGAAACCGAGGUGCACGAAAAAUUAUUGUCCCUAUCCAAAAGAUUUACCCCAAGGUAUGGAACUGAAGGAUUAUCCAACAGCUACAAGGUACGAGCACAACGAUGUCCUGACACUACAGUGUGGUAAAGGAUAUAGACCUGCUAUUGACGGAGUCAGCCUGGAAUUGACAUGUUACAACACUACGUGGACAAUCAGUGACGAUCUCCGAUGUGAAGAAGAAGUCGCAAAGGACCACCUCGUGGCCUAUGUACCAGUCCCACCUAAGGAUACCAUGGACGAGUUUUGCUUUUACAAUGCUAGCCAGUUCGAAGAGAUAGUUUCGGGAACGGACGCAGUGGACGGCAAAUUUCCUCACAACUCCAGUCUGGCGAUUGUAUGCAAACAUGCCGAAAGGUUUCAUUUAAAGGAUGGUGUGUCGAAAGCCACAUGUGAUCAGGGAGUGUGGCAGCCCAGACUUCCCAGAUGUGAACCGAACCUAUGCGAUUUACUAGAGAAUAUUUCCCACGGGAGAAUCAUCUAUCCUCAUAACGACACGGUCAGAAUUACAAAACGUGUCCCUCAUCGGGCGACGGCUGAACUCUUAUGUGACAUGGGUUACAGGGCAGCAGAAAACAACAGAACACACUGUGUCUACGGAACAUGGUCGCAGCGAAGUUCUCUUGCGUGUCACCCAGCACCAUGUUUUUACAAAGAGAGCAAGUUUGAAGAGAUGGUGUCUCAGACGGUGGCAGUUGAUGGAGAGUUUCAUCACAACUCCAGUGUACAGAUAAAAUGCACUCGUCCCACGUUUCAUUUAAAGGAUGAUGUGUCUGAAGCCACAUGCGAAUACGGAGUAUGGAAGCCCAGAGAGCCCGGAUGUAAAUCGGUUACCUCUGGCUGCAAGGAUCCCGGUGACAUCAGAAAUGCGAACAAGACUAGUGAGGGCAUAGCGGAGAACGGAUAUUACCCCAGUGAUGAAUUUCUGAUGUACCAGUGCUUUAAAGGAUUUCUCGCUGAUGGUAUUAGUAAGGUUCAGGAAAUCUUCUGUUUGGAGGAUGGGACGUGGAGUGACGUACUCGUCGAUUGCAUAGCUCUGACCUGCGAUCAGCCUGGCAGUAUGAAAGGUCGCUACUAUAACCCUAUGAAGAAGAGUUAUUCUUAUAUGGAAACUGUUACCUUUUCGUGUGAGGAUCCACAACAAAUUGUUGGCACAGCAAUACUAACUUGCAAGGAGGAUGGUCAGUGGGAUAACUGGGAGCCUGAAUGCAAAGUACCACAAUGUCCCGUUCUACCUUGGCCAGAGAGCGGGCGUCGCGUGGGGAACGGCCGACAAGUCGGAAACAAGGUCACCUUUGUAUGUAACGCCGGAUUUGCUUUGCAAGGUUCCAGAGAGCGAGUUUGCCAGGUAAACAAAGAGUGGGACGGAGAAACGACACGCUGCGUUUUAUCGCAAUGUUCCGAAGUGCCUACGCCUGAGAAUGGGCGUCGCAUCGGGUAUCGUAGGCAAGUCGGAGACACAGUCAGCUUUCAAUGCAACCAGGGCUACACCCUACAUGGCUCCAAAGAACGAGUCUGCCAGGCAAACCAAGAAUGGAACGGCGAAACCACAAGCUGUGUUAUAUCGCAAUGUUCCGAAGUGCCUACGCCUGAGAAUGGGCGUCGCAUCGUGUAUCGUAGGCAAGUCGGAGGCACAGUCAGCUUUCAAUGCAACCAGGGCUACACCCUACAUGGCUCCAAAGAACGAGUCUGCCAGGCAAACCAAGAAUGGAGCGGUGAAACCACAAGCUGUGUUUUAUUUCAAUGUCCCGAACUGCCUCAUCCAGAGAACGGAUAUCGCUCGGGGAAUAGUCGGCAGAUCGGGGACAGGGUGUUCUUUUAUUGUAAUGAGAAUUACUCUAUAAAAGGAUCCUACGAACGAAUCUGCCGGACAAAUCAACAGUGGGACGGAGAAACGACAUUUUGUGUUGGAGAAUGCCCGUAUCUAAACUACCCUAAGAACGGGCGUCGCGUGGGGUUUGGUCGUCAGGUCGGAGAUAAGGUCUCUUUUAAAUGUUACGCGGGCUACACUUUACUCGGCUCCACCGAGAGAACCUGUCAGAUGAACCAAGAGUGGGACGGGGAAACGACACGUUGUGUUGCUGAAAGCGAGCCGUGCAACGUCACUGACCAGAAUGCAUUCGUUAUCUCUGUGUAUCGCGAUGUCAACGGCAAACGUUUAUCACGAAAAUCAGGAGACACUGUGAAGGGAGGAUUUCGAAUGCUCUCCAGGUGUGAGACCUUUGAGGAUAGAUACUUCACGGGGGACUCCAAGCGCGUGUGUGAAAACGGGCAAUGGACGGGAGAGGAGCCCAAGUGCUCGUAUAUAAGACUUGAAGAAGGUAAAUUUUCCAGGCGGAACUACGCUGAAUGGUCAUACCCUCGUGGUGGAAUCACAAUUUCAGAUGAAGGUCACUUAAAGGUCAAGAAAGGUUCUACAAUCGUUCUUUACUGUUAUUUCGUCGGAAGUGAACAGCAGUGGUCAUCUACUAGACAAUUGCAUUUAUCGGACAUGGUCCUGAAAGCUGAUCAAGCAACAUGGAAUGGAAAAAUGUUAUAUACAAGCAAGUUAAAAAUUACAGACGCAGAUGUGCAUCACUCGGACACUUAUUUUUGUUCAAGGGUAGGCACGUCCAUUCCGACCGGAACAUUUACGAUAAAAGUGAUUUAAAUCCAUGCAUUUUUAUUAAUGUUUCCUGUCCCAUUUGUAAAUUUGUGUCCCCAACGACUUACAAAGUAAAAGUCGUCGUGAUAUGACACGGAGGAGUAUGGCUAUUACAUGUAAAUCUACAGGCAAACUCAGAUUCGAGGUUACUUGUUGACAAACCACUGCAACGUCCGUGUUAAACAAUUCCCUUCGUCGCCUCAUCCUGACGUUUACAUCUAAACCAGGAUUUACCUUGAUAACUUCCCAUGUUGACUAAAAAUGCAGCACUUUCGUUUUCAUAUACAGCAAAGCAGUCCCAUCCUUUCUGUCUCAGAUUUGUUUUGUUUUGAAUAAUAUAUACAGUGCAACAAAAGUAAGUUCCCCCAGUUAUUUGAUAUCUCCCAUUGUAUGUACCAGAUCGCAAUGAAAUUCUGCACACACUAUCCCAGUAAUCGGGCGGACGUGGUAUAUCAAGGAUUAACGUGCAUGUCGCCUGUGCGCUAAUGGGCAUGCGCAAACUGGAAAUCGGUCGAUUUUGAAAAUUUCAUAAAAGGAGUCAACCAGAUUUUUCAACGCUAACCCUUUAUUUUAUUCACAGAAUUCGAUGACCAGUAAUUAUCAAUAUCGUCUGUAGACGCCACGAGAUUGUAUCACAUUUUGACAAAGCGCUCGCAUUGUGUUGAUGAGGCGUGCGAUCUGACGCUGUGGGAUGGCUAACCACUCUCCCUGAAGGUGGCGUCUCAGGCCUGAUGCAGAUCAUGUUUAACCCCAUGAAUUUCUUAUCGUGUGUGUCAUGUCUUUAAUGCCCACCCGCACGAAUAUUUCAGGACUGGUAACACCAAUUCUCUGAUCAAAUCAAAAUUUGGCGGUGAAAAAUCUGGUUAACUCCUUUUGUGAAAUUUUCCAAAUCGACCGAUUUUCAGUUUGCGCAUGCCCAUUAGCGCACAACUGCACCUGCACGUUAAUCCUUUAAAUACCACGUCCGCCGGAUUACUGGGAUAGUGUGUGCAAAAUUUCAUUGCGAUCUGGUACAUAUCAAGGGAGAUAUCAAACAACGUUUUGGGGGGAACUUAAUUUUGUUGCACUGUUUGUAAAGGACAGGGCGACCACAACUGAGGAACUGUUUGAGCGAUUGCGCACCUUUCCCUCUCGUUUUAUUGCAGUUUGACUGAAUAAAACCUAUAAUCGUUCCCUUUCUGUUGUCAAACUCUGUCAAGGGAUUCUCUUGGAUGUGUUUCAAAAAUAUCCAUCGUACGUAAUUAGUGCAAAUAAAAUGUUGAA
Messenger RNA from Liolophura sinensis, 5930 nucleotides. Its product is annotated as sushi, von Willebrand factor type A, EGF and pentraxin domain-containing protein 1-like. The record is from RefSeq and is a predicted model, not a curated record. The transcript is spliced from 25 exons. Lineage: Eukaryota; Metazoa; Mollusca; Polyplacophora; Chitonida; Chitonidae. The coding region runs from base 240 to 4673 and encodes 1477 amino acids.